CAGUACUGCGCGCCAGUGGCCGGAGCCCGCAUCGAAGCCAGUUGUCGUCUCACAAUGGGACGAAGUUGUGGUUUUUUCUGGUUUUUCGUGUGGUUCGCGGCUCUCGUGAAACACAUCGAGUUUCCUGACGUUUUACGAAUGUGAAUCCCCAGUGGGCACAGCGUCCACAGGAACAGGAUAGUUCCCGAAGGAUUCGAAGCAGCUUUGGUGUCACACUGGGCGGUGUCAGGUUAGGUUUCGAAGAGAGGUGAACAAAAUAAACUGCAAAACUGGCGGGCCUGGCGAGUUGCGUUUCGACAGUGGUCGACGACGAAGAACAGGAGGAGCUGCGGUGCACAGGAAGCGACGUUGAGAUCGAGGAGUACACCGACACCGACGACUCGCCAUAUGUCGCUUAUCAGGUCACUGAUAAGCUGUUCGACACGGACAGGGUGGCCUGGCAAAAAUUCAGCUUCGUCGCAACCCUUCUGAUCGUCGUCGUCUCCAUUACCUUUUUGAUUAUCACCUAUCCCCUUUAUCUCGAGAGCGUCAGCUACGUGUCCAACGCAUACACAGGACUUCUCUUCACUGCCUUCUGCUCUGCCUUCAUCCUGGGCAUAAUAUGUUUCAUCGCAGGAAGAGUAUCUCCACCACCCGCCCUGAUUCCAAACAGCAUGCGAAUCAAGAUCCCUCGUUGUGCUCUGCUCAAAAUCAGUCUCAUCUAUGCUCUCUCUGGCAUAGUGAUCACGCUUUGCUUGGACCAGGACAGGGUCCUCUGUCAUCUACAAGAUCCCAUAAAAGGCAUUACUCUUGUCUUUUCCCUGGUCUACUAUUUCUUCUUUUGUCGCAAAAUGAUGAGCUUGCAGAGGAUCUUCUCAAGCACGACGAUAAUUGUGGGUCUCUUCAUAAGCGUUGAUUAUGGCCUCUGUGAUCAAUUUCGGUGUAGAGGACAGGAAGUUUCGGGUCAUACCACAACUAUGAGAGGAUCUUGGGGCGUGAAGGCCAUUUGGACAUUCGUUUAUGUCGGUGCGCUAGCCGCUUUCGCUAUGUUCUUCACUUUGCUCGAGGCCCAUUAUACCACUGAGCAACAGAAUAUGUGUCAAAUAAUGGCGAGCCAACAGAACUCUUUCCUUUAUACGGUAUCAAGAUUGGUAUCGUCACGAGACAUCCGUCGACGAGGUUCUGAAGAAGAGGGAGGCAGAUUGCUCCACGUGACAGAUCCUGACCCCACCAUAAAACCAAAACAUAUUCCAAAACCUCCGAUCCUCGAAACUCUCUUCUAUAUUCACUUAAUCGCGUUCUUCGCCAUUUUAUCGAUGUCCUGGAUCGACACGUUGCCAGGAAUAGGCAGAGGAUUAUCUCCAGCAGAGCUAUACCGCGUGGUGGAGCAUGGACUCAUGUGUCACUUCAAAAACAGCGACAACUGCUCAAAUAUUUCUACUCGUGGCUGGAUCUUCUUAAUAGCCUAUAUCAUCUUCUCAAUUUCUGUAUUGAACUUCUUGUCUAUAAGUGAGAGCGCUGUCUUCACUGUUGCUACCGCCACUGUGUCCCUUCCAUUGUCUGUAAUCUGGUGGAGCAUCUAUAAAAUGGAUGUUCACGGCCGUUUCAUCACAUGGUCUCCCGGAGUGACGGGAGAGUUAAUCUGCGCUCUGCUGGGUCUUCCUGUGGUCCUUCUAGGCCUAGGUCUUCUCGUCAGAUCGCAUUUCCAUGACACUCAGCCCUGCUACUUGACCAUGCAACCACCUGACGUACAGUGUGAAUCUUCUCAAAGAUGAACAUCUUUCAGGAAACCAUCUAGAGUCUUUGUAUUUAACUCUACAGCAUAAAGGAUCCAUAAUAAUCAUUCUACAAAUUUUUGUUUAAACGUAUGAAAAAAAAAGCAGAAGAAAUCGAACGUCAAUAUUUUAUAGAAAUUAAAGAUAUAGGGGUAAGAAGGAGAAAGAAGAUGCUUUGGGAGUAGCAUGUGCAAGAACACGUGUAGUGAGAGCUCUGCAAUCGACUGGGGUAGUGACUUAAUUAACUUUUUAACCGUUGUAGCCCAAAGCCCAGUUAAGCAAACUGCCAAAUAUAUUGUAGUAGUUGAAAAUGAUACGGUGAAUUCGUAAAGUUAAUCAAUGAUUAAAACUUACAACUUUUUGUGACACAACAAGUAAUUUGUUGUGACGAAAUAGGAUCAUACGGACUUAGAGCAGUUAGGCCAGUUCUACAUCAGUUCUGAACCGAUUCUUUCUUUGCACUGUGUUUGAAAAAGUUUCUCUUUUUUUAUCUAAUUAAUUAAUCCUGUGAAAGGAUUAAUCUUAAGUUUUGUUUUCUAUCAGUAUUAUUACAUUUAUGGAUACUACAGAAACAAAUAUAGAAAACUGGCUUUACCGCCCCUGAUCGAUGGAGUGACCUCUCUUGAACUGGAGGAAAGCUUUCUGUGCACAGUUGUGAUAAAGGAGGUGGCAUGGACCCGGGGAAAGCAAUAAUAUCGACUAUCUCGUAUACGCGAAAUAAAGAAAAAGAGCGAAAGAGAAAGAGGAGGAGGAAGGAGAGAAGCGAUCAAUGUUUCCUAUGUAAUUUGCCAGCGAGAACAUCCGUCUAGUCACACAACGUUAUUGCCGAUUUAUAUUUUAUUUUGAUAACGAGAAUAUUUAAUAUUUUCGAAACAAAGAACGUUCGAAUUAUACGUGUUGAGAAUAUAUGUGAAUAGGUGUGCGUGCGUGUAUAUGUGAAUGAGUGUGUCAGAGAAAGAAACAAAAAAUACAGAAGAUAUUUUAUAAACUCAAAGUAUAAUAGUGUGUACUGGAUUGAAAGUUGCAUAUUAUUGAAAAGGAUCUGCUUAGAGGUUAGGCUUCUUUGUUAUUCAUUGCCAUGUUUAAUGAAUCUAGCAACAGAAAUUGAGAAUCUAAUGUCUCUGUUGAAAUAUCGAAGAAAAUAGAGCGGUUCAAUCUGUCUAUAAUAUUAACUCUCUAUAACUCUGACUCUAUAACUCUAUAACUGUAAACAGAAACAUACCAAUUUGGCUUCUAAUAUGUUCCCAAGUCGCCAUAUUGGGAUUAUAGCCAUUUUUUUAACAAAUAUGAAAGAAGACAAAAUGACGUGAUUGAAUCUUCACAGGUACACCUUUUUAGAUAAAAAAAACUUACAAACUUUGAUUUUAUAAAAUUUUUUGGGAUGUUAUAUUUGAAGUAUAGAGCUUUUACUGUCUGAUGGCAAAACAAUUACCGGUUUAUCGCGAUUCUGUGAUCCUCCAUUUCCACUUCGUGCACACGCGAAUAUUUAGAUAAGUAUAUUUGCCAAAGAUAGGAGAAGAAGAAUGUUAAACGUCAGAUUUUUCAGUCUUAGAAAUAGAGUAUAAACGCGAGUGUGUGCGUACGCGUGAAAGCACAAUUUUACACGAACAAAUAUGGUGCACGAACAAAUUCGAACUAGUCGGAGUAACUUACAUGAGACAUGUUUCUACUUAACAAAAUUUCUGAUCUCUUCAGCGCAAACUGUGCGAUCCUUUUUUAUAUUUUUACAAAAUUCAUUCACGUGGAUAAUCCUGUUGAUAUUCUUGACCAUUUUAAUUAUUUAUCGCAACUAUUUAUGCGAAAAUAAUUCUACGCUUUCAGUAUUAUUCUAUUAGUAUUCUGUGUACAGAGUGUUUCUAAAACAUUAAAUAAGUAGAUGAGUUAUCUUAUAUGAAAUUUAAGAUGUCAUUUAGAAUUUUAAGCCUAUUAUUUUCAUCAAGUAUACAGUGACCAUGAAAACAAGUAGGAAAAACAUAAUUUUAAAAGACAAUUAUUUUAGAAAUGCUUUGAACUGAUAAAUGCAUGUACUUAAUUAACAAAAAUCUUAUGGUUGGAUUGUGGAUAUCAAUACACAUUCACAUUCUUAUGAAUGUAAAGUAAUGAAACCAAAAUGUAGAUUUUGUCUAUGAAAUACUAUAAGAAGUACUUUACUUUGAAUAUUUUAUAUAAUAUAUAUCCAGUAAAUUUUUGUGUCUUUUUCCAUAAAUGUAUAGGUAUCCACAGUCUGCUUAUGAUAGCUGUGUUAGCUCAACUUUUGUAGAAGAGCCUUCUUUUUCUACGUAUUUAGUACUUAGUAUGUAAGCACUGCAUUUUAUCUUAGACGAAUUAGGGUGAAUCGUUUCUCCAUGACUGUCAAUCCCGCUCCUCCUUCUCCUUGGACUGACACGCAGUCCCAAAAGCUGAUCAAAAACCGCUGUCCGCAUAAAAUCAAAAAGAAAUGAGGAUGUGAUUGAAAGUGGCUGAAAGGAAAAUUGUAAAAUUCGUGCCAAAAUAUGAGAUACCGAGUUUUAGUCUGUAGCGACUCGUGUAAACGAUAGCUAAUAAGUAUUUAUUAGAGCCGUACUGAGAAUAGCGUGACACACAUAGACAAGUACCGUGAAUUAAGUGUAGUUUGUUGUUGGCAGAUGUUGAGAUGGUAGAAAUGUAAGAGAAAGAGGAAUAUUCGUUGUUGGAAAUAUGUCAAUCAUAUUCUAUCGCAGAAGCUAUAUACGUCCAUGACUUUUUUACACUGAUAAUAAGCGUUCCAAGUGUAAUUAUAUCAAGAUUGCAAGAAGAAUAGGCUUUGAGAUGGUCUUUGAUGUCAUUAUUUCUAUUUUAUUUAUUCUAUUAGUAUCAUAUUAAUAUUCUCAUAUUGCUGUAACUGAAUGAGAAUAAAACAUUAAAUAGCGUGAUUAGAUUUCACUUGGUACCAUUGGAUUAUAGAUUAUAACCCAACUAUUGUCGUUAUCUCUGAUCCAAUGAUGCUAGUUUUAGAAAUUGGGGAAGUUUAUCAGUGAAUUUUCAGUAAUAUAAUCUUCGCUGAAGAUGAAUUUUUACUAGACCUAUUAAGGUCUAUUCUUCCUGCAAUUUUGCUAUAGCUGCUACAAUAAUAAAAGACGAAAACGGAAGAAAAACAAUAACGAACGUACUACUAUUAUAUUAUUACUCUAUAGUCGCAACAUUUAAUCGUAUAUAUACGUAUACAUAUAUUAAGAAGUAAAUCAUGUUAUACAAUUAACGGAAGACGCAAGAGGGAAGCCGAUUUCAAUUUGUAGCUUUCUUAAUCGACGAGACGUAAAUUGAAUUACAGACGCAGUUACAUACAAAGAAAAUGAUUCUAAACUUUUUUAAAGAAAGCGCAAUUAACGAGUAAAUAAGUUACUCUGGUUCAACGAGGGAAAUAAAUUCGACAGAAGGGAAACUUGAUGAAUCGGAGAAGUUACGCUUAGAGAAGGUUACAAAGUCUAUUAAAGAAUAAAAAAGAAAUAAGAAGAAAAUUAAAAAAAAAGAAGUAAAGAAGAAAAAAAUAGCAAACUGUUGAUUUUUAAUAAUUUAUUUUUUAGCGAAUCAUUUUCUCAUGUGGCUCAAGCACGAUGAGUGUUUUCAUUGUGAAUCAACUAGUCAACACUUCCAGGGCUUUUCCCUAAUUAUUAUCUGAUGCAUAAGACGCUGUUCAAUUGCGCUGGUUGUUAUCGCCAAAUGUUGAAAAGGAUGAAACUAUAUUCUGCGUACAGGAUAUCUAAUCGCUGGCUUUCUGAUAGUGAUUUAUUUUUUUAUCGAACGCUCACGACCUGGGAGGGUUGACCUAUCGUAGGCACAUUCGCUGCUAUUGAUGCAUAUGGUGCGUCGAUGCAGAAUCAAUUUCUUUUUCAAUAUUUGUAUCUUUUUACAUUGUUAUUAAUAUGUUAUAUUCGCUCGGUAUAUCCCUCAAUUAGUUAUUAAGUUAUUAGUUGUUGUAGUGUGCAAUAUUGAAUCAUAGUACUAUAUAUUUUGUAUUUUCGAUCAAAUGAUCUAGGAAGUUGAAGAAAGUAUGAACGUGUUUAUUAUUUAAUAUAUCUUUUAGAAUUGAAUUAUUUCAAGUAAACACACUUCCGAUGAAGUAUUUUGAUAACAGCGAAUGUGUUAAACAAAACAAACAAAAUAACUAACUAGAUAACAAUCGAAAGAGACCCAAAUU
Bombus impatiens (common eastern bumble bee) is the source of this 5910-nucleotide messenger RNA. RefSeq lists its product as uncharacterized. NCBI's taxonomy places the organism in Eukaryota, Metazoa, Arthropoda, Insecta, Hymenoptera, Apidae. The record is from RefSeq and is a predicted model, not a curated record. The coding region runs from base 654 to 1754 and encodes 366 amino acids. The transcript has 7 exons.